AUGUUUGAUCUCAAGAACAAGAAGCGCCUAAAUGCCGCAACUACUGGCUUCUCUUCCGAACCCAAGCCUUCCGCGUCGACCCGUACUAUUCAACGCAACUCAUUCGAAAAGGUAGUUACUGCCGGCAAGAAUCUCUGCCACAACCUUCCUGUCACCCUGACCCGCAAACCUUGUCGACAGACUUCGCCGAUAAAUCGGUCCACCUCAGCAAAUCGCCCAUCAAGCAACGCAUCGACUGCCACAACAUCCAACCAGAACUUAGACAACUGUGACGCGAAUUCGUUAUGUCAAAAUUCUUCAAGAUCUACGUUACUAACUGAAAGUUCUCUCCUGGUUCUCGAUUGUGGCGAGACAUUCCACGUGCCUGGCAUCUCUCCUUCUAGGUACCACCCGGAUACAGGACGAGCACCUAUUCAGGAACCAAACGAUCUUUCAGUAUCCUCAAUGAAAUCUGCCACGUCUUGA
This is a messenger RNA of Alternaria burnsii, 465 nucleotides long. RefSeq lists its product as uncharacterized. Lineage: Eukaryota; Fungi; Ascomycota; Dothideomycetes; Pleosporales; Pleosporaceae. Bases 1 to 465 code for a protein of 154 amino acids. The transcript has a single exon. The record is from RefSeq and is a predicted model, not a curated record.